UUCUAAAGGAAUAGCUUUCACUAGCGAUUGGUUUUACCUUCGCGAAGAGAACGGCAAUUACUGGCUUUAUAAAGGUGAAAACUAAAUGUAACCAUAUAGAACAGAGUCUAUCUGAUUUGCUUCAUUCUCUUUUAAAAAGUAGUACAGUAUAUUUAAUGGUUAUUCAAUCCCUCUUUCACUGAAGCUCAGAUUGCUCUGCUAGAGCAAUAUCGAUUAAUCCUAAUUCUUUGAAAAUUAACAAAAAUUUAGUAUUGAAAUAGUUAAAAGCUGUUGUUCAAUAUGAACCAAGUCACUCAGUUUAGUGGUGAUUCUGCAAAUCUUGUGCUUUAUUGGAUUUUGAGACAAUAUCAUGGGAAGUUUGAUAAAAUUAUCUGGAUAGAUACACUUGGAAUUUUUAAUCCGACAGCUUUACCGUUACCUUCGUUGGAAAAAACAGCUAUUAUUCGAGCCUUCGACGCUGAAGGUAUACAAGACGCCAUUCAUGAGUUAGAGAGUGAUCUUUGCCAGAAUGAGGAUGUAUCUUAUGCCUUAUUUAUUGACUCUUUUUCCAAUCCUCUUGGACUCCUCAUGGCAAAAGCUAAUAUCUCUUACGCCCAUGCAUCUAUGAUGUCUUUAGGGAGACAACUUCGCAUGCUAACUAGAAAAUUUAACAUUGCUGUUUAUCUAUCUACCUCUCUUGUUUAUGUCAAACAGCUUCGUAUUAACAAGCCUGCCCUGGGUAGCAGCUGGCCGUUCUGUCUGGAUCAUUCAUUCAUUUUACAGGAAGAUUUAAAGCAUAAUAAAUGCCAAUUAGUCUGUAACCAAAGCAGAACAAGUCUUUUGGGAACUACUCAACUACUUUUAUGGGUUAAAGGAUCUUUUGUCCAUGAGUCAUUGACAAUUGACUUAUACCGAUGCAAGCUUAACAUUCAGGUAUAGUUUACUGUCACCCAAGCAUAAUGCUUUCUUAUGCUUUUAUACAAAAAAAAAAAAAAAUAUAUAUAUAUUUAUCUAUCAGGUGAUCAUGGUACAUAAUUCCAGUUUAAUCUAUAAUCUAAUAAGAAUGAUAUCCUU
Messenger RNA from Schizosaccharomyces cryophilus OY26, 1053 nucleotides. RefSeq names its product RAD51D-like protein 1. NCBI's taxonomy places the organism in Eukaryota, Fungi, Ascomycota, Schizosaccharomycetes, Schizosaccharomycetales, Schizosaccharomycetaceae. Gene Ontology annotation, molecular function: four-way junction DNA binding; single-stranded DNA binding; ATP-dependent activity, acting on DNA. Gene Ontology annotation, biological process: DNA strand invasion; reciprocal meiotic recombination; double-strand break repair via homologous recombination. The transcript has a single exon. Bases 280 to 918 code for a protein of 212 amino acids. Gene Ontology annotation, cellular component: centrosome; replication fork; Rad51B-Rad51C-Rad51D-XRCC2 complex. The record is from RefSeq and is a predicted model, not a curated record.